This is a messenger RNA of Schizosaccharomyces osmophilus, 2088 nucleotides long. It is a transcript of the gene trp663, whose product is annotated as plasma membrane TRP-like ion channel. The record is from RefSeq and is a predicted model, not a curated record. Lineage: Eukaryota; Fungi; Ascomycota; Schizosaccharomycetes; Schizosaccharomycetales; Schizosaccharomycetaceae. The coding region runs from base 1 to 2088 and encodes 695 amino acids. The transcript is spliced from 2 exons. Gene Ontology annotation, biological process: transmembrane transport; fungal-type cell wall biogenesis.
AUGAUAUGUGUAUUUAUAGUGCUUUUAACGCUGAUAUGUGGAUUGAUACUUCCUACAGAAGGGUUAAUUCGUGUUGAAAAGCGACCAGAUAAUCGUCUUUACACUGCUGAAUACACUUCAUGUAUGCAAGAUUCCUUAAUAUCUUUUGAAAGAUUCGAUGCCAGUUACUACUCACGUAACUUGUCUAUUGUUUUAGACAUCCAUGGUUAUUCUAACUUGGAUGCAAAUGUAACCUUUGAUAUAACGGUUGAUGCUUAUGGCAGCCAGCGUGCUAGAUUCAAGUUCGAUCCAUGUAACAUGAAUUUGGGAAAUGCUUGCCCAUUGACAAAAAAUUCAAUUAUUGAAACUCAAGGAGUUCUUCCGAUUAGUUUCCAAGAUGUCAAAAUGGUUCCCAAUCUAGCAUGGACGAUUCCCGAUUUUGAAGGAUUUGUCAAAUUUAGGAUGUAUCGCACAGAGGAUUUAGAGAACUCUUCUAUAGAUGAAUCACACCCUCUUGCAUGCAUUGUAGCAUCUUUAGAAAAUGGGCAUACGUUCCAAAAAAGAGUAAUUUUCGCACUCUCAAUCGUUUCAUUUUCUUUGGCCAUUGUCGGGUUCCUUGGCUUCUGUGUGAUUGGCAUGGAACAUGGUAUUUAUAUGUUACGGCCCGUGAUUGCAAACUCAGUCCCUUCUAUCCAACAUAUAGUAGACCUUCUACAAUGUAUCGUACUUACCGCAGCCGUUGGAGUCGAACAACCAAAAGUUUUGGUAUCAUGGGCCAGCAACUUUGCAUGGAUUAUUGGGCUGAUUCCAAAUCGACAACUCAAAAACAGUAUAAACUCGUUUUUGAAGCAUUCUGGAGGUGACCUAAAUUCACAACCUAUCGGCAUACAUCGUCGCACGGUAACUGCAUCCAACCCCGAAGAUUCUGUUGUUGAUGCAUACUCUGGACUGGUAGGAUUAGCAAACAGAUUUCAUAUCACUUCUCCAGAUUUUUUUACUCUUUCACUGAUAUGGUUUGUCAUUUCCCUUGGAAUUAUCGGAGGUGCUUUGAUUGGUUUUAUGUGCAUUAGUCAACUCUUUUUAAAACUUCGAUUUAUUCGUCCCUUUUCUUGCGAAUAUGUGCUGAAGUGUUGGAAAAGGCUCCUCUUCAAUGCACUUAUGAAAUGGGUUUUUAUCUGCUUCCCUAUCUUGAUCAUGUUUGCUGUUUUCCAGUUUACAUUGUCAGAUGCCUAUGGACCUGUAAUUCUCGCCGCCAUAUUGCUUGCCUUAUUAAUGGGACUAUUUGCCUGGUGCUUUUUAAAAUUAGCCAAGGCAGUUCGUAUUAGCCGAUCUGUAACCAAAUAUCCAAAGGAAAGCAUCAAUGAUCUUAAUGUAUUAUCGUGGUCGGGCUGGAUGCAUAUGGAUUUGAAAGAGCACUGUUGGUACUUCUUCAUUAUACGUUUCUCAGUAGUCGUCCUUUCAGGACUCCUAUUCGCGCUUCUUCAAAAUUAUGGGAAGGUCCAAGCUAUUGUUCUCUUUGCGAUUGAAGUUGUUGCAAUAGGUUUCUUAAUUGGACUACGUCCGUACUUUGGGCUUUGCAGCAUGAUAUGUGCACUUUUGGUUAGCGGAACGCGUCUUGUUUCAAUGGCGUUACUAAUUCCGAUGGCAUUCAAUUUAAAUACCAUCUCGAAAGUGGUAAUUGGGAUCAUAAUCAUUAUCGUCCAAGGACUCGUAUUUUCCACGCUAACAAUUUGGGGACUUCUAAACUUUCUGAGUAUGCUUGUUACAUUAUGGCCUGUAAUUAAGUAUCAGCCAAAAUGGCUUCGUCAAUUGUUUCAGCAAGAUGAGCAAGAUUCACAACUUGAUAUUGAUGAUCACAAACUGAACGGGAAGGAAGAAGAUCCUGCAGUUAGCUCGCUUUUACUUGAAAACCUUUCCUUCGAGAGAAAUAAAGAAGUUCCUUGGCUGCAUUACGAUAACGACCGUCCAAAAGCAACAGAAGCUUCCUCUACAAUCAUACCAAUGCCUAUGCAUCCAUCGACGAAAUCCUCACAUUCUUUUUCGGAUUUUAGUGAAAUUCAACGAACUCCACCAGAAUUUUAUACAGCAUCUUCGAAUCCGUUUGAGUAA